Molecule: messenger RNA, 1290 nt
Organism: Cokeromyces recurvatus
Lineage: Eukaryota; Fungi; Mucoromycota; Mucoromycetes; Mucorales; Mucoraceae
Product: serine protease
Exons: 3
Coding region: 1-1290 (429 amino acids)
Biological process (GO): proteolysis
Molecular function (GO): serine-type endopeptidase activity
Source: RefSeq, a predicted model, not a curated record
AUGAAGUUCUCUAUUCUAACUGCUGCUCUAUUAAUGGCUGGUUAUGCCACUGCCAUUCCCAUGAUCAAUCCUACGUCAUUUUCCGAUGGUACAGUUGCACCACUUUAUGCACCUAUAGAAACUGAAGCUGUACGUGGUUCUUAUAUUGUUGUCCUAAAAAAGGAUUUGUCCCCAGAACAAGUUGAAAACCAUGCUGAAUGGAUCAGUAGCAUGUCUGCUGCUAAUUCUUUUAAUAGUGGCGAUUAUCUUGAUAACCAAGGCAUUAAUCAUGUUUACGAAAUGCCCAACUUUAAAGGUUAUUCAGGUCGAUUUGAUACAAAGACUUUAGAGGCCAUUCGUCAAUCAGACGAAGUCGCUUAUGUUGAAGAAGAUUCAGUCGUUUAUGCCAGUGAAUUACAACGGGGUGCACCUUGGGGUCUUGCUCGUAUUUCCACACGUGACCGUUUGUCACUACGUAACUUUAACAAGUAUCACUAUGAUGCUAAAGCAGCUGGAGAGGGCAUCAAAGUGUAUGUGAUUGAUACCGGCAUUAACGUGAAGCAUGUGGAUUUUGAAGGAAGAGCAGUUUGGGGCAAGACGAUUCCUUUGAAUGAUGCCGAUAUCGAUGGCAAUGGUCAUGGCUCUCACUGUGCUGGUACAAUUGCAGGCAAGAAAUAUGGUGUUGCAAAGAAAGCUAUUCCUGUUGCGGUGAAGGUGUUAUCAUCUAAUGGUAGUGGCAGUAUGUCUGAUGUUGUGAAGGGUGUUGAUUGGGCCACAAAUGAAUUUUUAAAAGAUAAGGCAGCUUCUAUAAAAGCUGGUAAACCUUUCAAGGGCUCUGCUGCUAAUAUGAGUUUGGGUGGUGGUAAAUCACCUUCUCUAGACGCCACUGUCAAUGGAGCUGUCGAAGCGGGUCUUGUUUUUGCAGUAGCCGCUGGCAACGAUAACAAAGAUGCAUGUGAUUAUAGCCCUGCUCGUGCUGAAUUAGCAAUUACAGUGGGUGCUUCUACCAUUUUUGAUGAAAGAGCUUAUUUCUCCAACUAUGGUGAAUGUGUUGAUGUCUUUGCACCUGGUUUGAAUAUUGAAUCUGUUUGGAACACAAACGAUCAUGCAACAAAUACAAUUUCUGGAACUUCAAUGGCUUCACCUCAUGUUGCUGGUCUUGCUGCUUAUCUUUUGUCUUCAUCACCUGAAGGUACUACUCCCAAGGAAAUUAAGCAACAAAUCAUUGAAUUAAGUACUCGCAAUGUCUUUAAGGGACUUCCUAAUAAGACACCUAAUCUUCUUAUCUUUAAUGGUUAUGAGUCAUCAUAA